AUAACAAAGCGGGUUAUUCCGACUUGCUGCUAUAAAACGAAGUAUGCAGCAAAUACUCGUCGUCACCAGUAUUAAACAUGAAGAUCCUCGUGCUCUGCCUCCUCAUUGCUGGGGCUCUUGCUGCCCCCUCUCGCAAGCCUACCUUCCGUCGGGGUCUCAACAGAAUCGUCGGUGGACAGGAAGCUACGCCAGGACAGUUCCCGUAUCAACUAAGCUUCCAGGACAUUUCUUUUGGAUUCGAAUUCCAUUUCUGUGGAGCGUCCAUAUACAAUGAGCACUGGGCUGUAUGUGCUGGACACUGCGUUCAGGGAGAAGACAUGAACAGCCCGGACUACCUCCAGGUUGUGGCUGGUGACCACACUCUUUACCAUGAUGAAGGACACGAGCAGAAGGUAGUACUCUCCAAAAUUAUCCAGCACGAGGAUUACAACUCGUUUACCAUCAGCAACGAUGUUUCCGUUCUCCAUCUGUCGAAGUCUCUGACCUUCAACGAUAGGGUUGAUUCUAUCCCCCUCCAAUCUGAGAAAGAAUUCCUCGGUGACUGUGUCGUGUCAGGCUGGGGCACAACUACUGAAGGAGGUCAAAGUCCGGCCAAUCUUCAUUACGUUGAGGUUCCUACCGUUACCGACGCUGAGUGUCGCAAACACUAUGGCGACAGUGAGAUCGACGACUCCAUGAUCUGUGCUGGCCUGCUUGAAGGAGGAAAGGAUGCUUGCCAGGGUGACUCUGGUGGACCUCUGGCAUGUAACGGCCACCUGACUGGUAUCGUCUCGUGGGGAUACGGCUGUGCCCGUCCCAACUAUCCAGGGGUUUAUGCAGAAGUGGCCCACUUCAAGGCAUGGAUUGAAGCAAACACUGUUUAAAUGUUAUGCUUCAAUUAUCACAUUUGUAGAAUUCACGAAAUAAUAAAGACCACAAACCUA
Molecule: messenger RNA, 923 nt
Organism: Portunus trituberculatus (swimming crab)
Lineage: Eukaryota; Metazoa; Arthropoda; Malacostraca; Decapoda; Portunidae
Product: trypsin-1-like
Exons: 3
Coding region: 78-863 (261 amino acids)
Biological process (GO): proteolysis
Molecular function (GO): serine-type endopeptidase activity
Source: RefSeq, a predicted model, not a curated record